Molecule: messenger RNA, 1749 nt
Organism: Propithecus coquereli (Coquerel's sifaka)
Lineage: Eukaryota; Metazoa; Chordata; Mammalia; Primates; Indriidae
Gene: ENOSF1
Product: enolase superfamily member 1
Exons: 16
Coding region: 79-1410 (443 amino acids)
Biological process (GO): carbohydrate catabolic process; amino acid catabolic process
Molecular function (GO): L-fuconate dehydratase activity; magnesium ion binding
Source: RefSeq, a predicted model, not a curated record
CGUCCCUGCUGCGCCUCUGCGGCCGGUGCUCCGCCGCGCACUGGGGCCCGGACGCGGACGCGAGGCCACGGUACGAGCAUGGUGCACGGCAGGGUGUCCCGGCUCUCGGUCAGCGACGUGCGCUUCCCCACGUCGCUGGGGGGCCACGGCUCGGACGCCAUGCACACAGACCCCGACUACUCGGCUGCCUAUGUCAUCAUAGAGACGGAUGCGGAAGAUGGACUCAAGGGAUAUGGAAUUACCUUCACGCUGGGAAAAGGCACUGAAGUUGUUGUCUGUGCUGUGAAUGCCCUUGCCCACCAUGUGCUUAACAAGGACCUCAGGGACAUUGUUGGUGACUUCAGAGGCUUCUACAGGCAGCUCACAAGUGAUGGGCAGCUCAGAUGGAUUGGUCCAGAGAAAGGCGUGGUGCAUCUGGCAACGGCGGCCGUUCUCAAUGCAGUGUGGGACCUGUGGGCCAAGCAGGAGGGAAAGCCUCUCUGGAAGUUGCUUGUGGACAUGGACCCCAGGACGCUGGUAUCCUGCAUAGAUUUCCGGUACCUCACCGACGUCCUAACUGAGGAGGAUGCGUGCGAAAUACUGCAGAAAGGUCAAGUUGGUAAAAAAGAAAGAGAGGAGCACAUGCUGACACGCGGCUACCCUGCCUACACGACGUCGUGUGCCUGGCUGGGGUACUCAGACGACACGCUGAAGCAGCUCUGCAAGGAAGCGCUGAGGGAUGGCUGGACCAGGUUUAAAGUGAAGGUUGGCGCUGACGUGCAGGACGACAUGCGGAGAUGCCGACUCAUCAGAGACAUGAUUGGACCAGAGAAAACUUUGAUGAUGGAUGCCAACCAACGCUGGGAUGUGCCCGAGGCAGUGGAGUGGAUGUCCAAGCUGGCCGAGUUCAAGCCGUUGUGGAUUGAGGAGCCAACCUCUCCCGAUGACAUUCUGGGGCAUGCUGCCAUUUCCAAGGCAUUGGUCCCGCUAGGAAUCGGCGUUGCCACAGGAGAGCAGUGCCACAAUAGAGUGAUAUUUAAGCAACUCCUACAGGCGAACGCCCUGCAGUUCCUCCAGAUUGACAGCUGCAGACUGGGAAGUGUCAAUGAAAACCUCUCAGUAUUACUGAUGGCCAAAAAGUUUGAAAUUCCUGUUUGCCCCCACGCUGGUGGCGUUGGCCUCUGUGAACUGGUCCAGCACCUGAUUAUAUUUGACUACAUAUGCGUCUCUGCAAGCCUGGAAAACAGGAUGUGUGAGUACGUCGACCACCUGCACGAACAUUUCAAGUACCCUGUGAGGAUCCGGCAGGCUUCCUACAUGCCUCCAAUGGAUGCUGGCUAUUCAACAGAAAUGAAGGAGGAAUCUGUAAAGAAACACCAGUAUCCAGAUGGUGAAGUUUGGAAGAAGCUUCUUGCUGCUCAGAAAAAUUAAGUGUUCAGUGCUAACAUCUUUUUCUAAGUGAAAAGGCUUGGGUAUGGUUUUACAAAAAUGGAAGAAAAAAAUAUCCUACCAAUCGAGUUCAGCUGAAAGCCCUAUUAGCCUCAGGUCUCAGUUCAGUAAUCAUUAUUACUUGAUUCUUUUAGCAAAUCAAUACAUCGUCUCCUAUUUAAUCCUUAAACAAAUUUAGAUUUAACUAACCCAAAGCUCAGGAAAAUGUUCUUACAAAAUUACUGUCAAGUCCUGGUACCCAGAUAUUAAACUGUACUUUGAAAAUAAGCAACAUGUUGCAUAAUUUGUUGGAACAAUUCCUUAUUCUAUUUAAUACUUGUC